This is a messenger RNA of Diaporthe amygdali, 1296 nucleotides long. Its product is annotated as zinc-binding oxidoreductase. Bases 1 to 1296 code for a protein of 431 amino acids. NCBI's taxonomy places the organism in Eukaryota, Fungi, Ascomycota, Sordariomycetes, Diaporthales, Diaporthaceae. The transcript has a single exon. The record is from RefSeq and is a predicted model, not a curated record. Gene Ontology annotation, molecular function: oxidoreductase activity, acting on NAD(P)H.
AUGAAAGCACUCACCCUCGACGCCGAAAAGAAAACCGCCACCGUCCAAGAGCUCCCGCUCCCCUCACCAGGCCCAAAUGAGCUCCUCAUCGCCGUCAAGGCCAUCGCCCUCAACCCCGUUGACGCGCUCUACACCUUCCAGCCGCUCGGGAGCACCGGCCGCGUAGUAGGCAGCGACUUUGCCGGCCUGGUGGUCGCGCGCGGCCCGCCUGCCGCGGGUUCAUCAUCGUCGGACACACGGAACGGGCAGUCCAACGGCGGCAGCCCCAGCAGGCUCCGCCGCUCCAGCACGGCGCUCUCCACCACCAUCAACCGCGGCGACCGGGUGGCGGGGUUCCUGCAGGGCGCGUGCAGCGUCAACGAGCGCCCGGGCGCCUUCGCCGAGUACGUCGUCUGCCCGGCCGAUCUGGUCUGGCGCAUCCCGGGCCACGUCCCGUACGAGGAGGCGGCGAGCGUCAGCCUGUGCGGGCUGACGGCCGCGCAGGGCCUGUUUUUCCGGCUGGGCUUAGACGCGCCGUUUCAGUGGGAGGACGAAUCGGAUGAGGGCGUGCUGAGGCGCGUGAGGAGCGAGACCAGCCAGGAUGGCGAGGCGGGUCGCCGCGGAGAUAUAGUGUUCUUCGUGGCCGGCGCUUCGACUUCGGUGGGGCUGUACGUUGCUCAACUUGUGCGACGGAGCGCCGAGCACACUGGCCGCAAGGUCAGGUUGAUUGGGGCGGCGAGCCCGAGGAAUUGGGAGAUGCUGAAAGAGGAGCCGUACGCGUAUGAUCACCUGGUGGACUACCGGGACCGAAGCUGGCCUGAGCAAGUGCGGAAGGCCUCAUCUGGCGGAGUGCACUAUGCUUACGAUGCGAUUUCCGAGGGUGCAACGGUCAGAGAAGUCAGCUCAACCCUUCGGAAAGGAGGGAAACUGGCGGUCGUGAGAUCAAAAGAGGCUGGCGCGUGGCAGACAGAAGGCGUGAAUGCAGAGGCGAUUUAUGGAGCAGUCUGGGAAGGCCUAGGAGAGGACGUCGAGUACCAAAAGUUUGUGGUACGUACAUCUCCAGCCAAGAGGUCCUUUGCAACGGCAUUCUACAAGUGGCUAUCCGAUGGAGGCCUCUUGCAACCCAACCCAGUGCGAAUUAUGCCUGGUGGACUGGAGAAGGUUGUACCAGACGGUUUUGCCGUGCUGGGGACGGGCGUGACGAGUCGCGGCCACAACAGGACGGAACUCCACAUGAGACCUAUCAGUGGUGAGAAGCUUGUAUACAAGAUUGAGACCGAGAGGAGAGGCAGCUUCGGCGAUGGUCAUAUUGCGUGA